GCAUCUAAUUACUGCCUGCAGGAGCAGCUAGAUCAGGUGAAUUGGAACGAUGAGCAAUAUAUUCAAUAUAUACAGUGUUGUAUAGUGUUGUACAGUGUUGCAUUGUGGUGUAUAGUAUUGUAUAGUGUUGUAUAGUGUUUGGAGCUGCUGGUGAAAGUAAGUUUGGUGCGUUCGUGUGCCACCUCUCGACUGGCGCGCGCAGAGCUGCAGCUCCUCCACUUCUUCUCAUCCUCAACCAGCGGCAGCAGCACGGAAAGACCCUCAGCUCCCUGCAGAAAUACAGCAUUACUGGAGCUGGAGCUCCAUCAGCAUCCUCAUCCUCUUCCUCCUCCUCUUUAUCAUCAUCAUCCCACUCUCCUACUCUCUUACACUCCACGGUUUGGAAGCGCGCGCCAGAGUAGCAGCCGCAGCAGCAGCGGGACUUCAGGAGCAUCAGGACCAUCGGUUCCUCAGGAUCAGUGGACUUGCAGCGCGCGCUGGAGAAGAAGUUUCUCUACACCUCGUAAAGUUGCAGAAAACGCUGGAGGACUAAAGGAAUCAUGAAUCAAACCGCAGGAGUCACCAACACUUACAGGAGGUGCUCGAAAGGAGGGAAAGAGCUGGUGGGCAGUAACCCUCCGCAGAGGAACUGGAAGGGAAUAGCGAUUGCUCUGCUUGUCAUUCUGGUCAUCUGUUCUUUAAUUGUCACCUCCGUCAUCCUGCUGACACCAGGUGAAGAUAAUAGCCUGGCUCUGAAGGGGAAAGUGACGGUGGAGGACAUCUUCAAGAAAGACUUCAGAGUUCACGACCCCGACGCUAAGUGGAUCAGCGGUAAGGAGUUGCUGUAUCGGACUCGUGAAGGCAAUGUGGUCAAAUUCAACGUGGAAACAAACGACACCACAGUGCUGGUUCCCAAUAAGACUUUUGAAAUGUACAAAGCCAGCAAGUAUGAAGUUUCUCCAGACAUGAAGCACGUGCUGCUGGCCUACAACGUCCAGCCGGUGUAUCAGUACUCCUUCACUGCGUACUACAUCAUCUGCAGUUUGGAGACUCCGGAAACAUGGAUCCUGAAUCCUCCAGAAGUGCGUAAUGCUCGUCUUCAGUUUGCAGGAUGGGGGCCUCAGGGUCAACAGCUGAUUUUCAUAUUUGAGAAUAAUAUCUACUACCGAGCCACUGUGGAGAACCGCUCCAUCCGCCUGGUUUCCACCGGCAAAGAGGGAGUGAUAUUUAACGGGCUGAGUGACUGGCUGUACGAAGAGGAGAUCUUCCAGUCUCAUAUCGCUCACUGGUGGUCUCCAGACGGUGCCAGGCUCGCCUACGCCACCAUCAACGACACGCUGGUGCCCAGAAUGGAGCUGCCCAUAUUCACCGGAUCACCAUACCCAACCGGCAGAGAGUACCACUACCCUAAAGCGGGUGAGGAGAACCCAGUCAUCUCUCUAUAUGUGGUCAAUCUAAACGGCCCCCUACACACCAUCGAGAUGAAGAGACCAGAGGACCAGAGAAUAGGGGAGUACUACGUUACGAUGGUGAAAUGGGCCACGAGCACAAAGCUGGCGGUGAACUGGUUAAACAGGGCCCAGAACAUCUCCAUCCUGACCCUGUGUCAGGCUACCACAGGAGUCUGCACAAAGAAACAUGAGGAUGAGAGCGAGGGCUGGCUAAACAGACAGAAUGAAGCUCCGCUGUUCUCCAGAGACGGACUGAAGAUGUUCUUCACCAGACCCAUCCCUCAAGGAGGCCGGGGGAAGUUCUUCCACAUCUCCAUGUCCAUCUCACAGCCCAACACCAGUUCAGACAUGUUGCUGUCCAUCACGUCGGGUGACUGGGACGUGACUGAGGUUCUGGCCUACAACGAGGAGGAGCAGCUAAUAUAUUUUCUGAGCACAGAGGACGGUCCUAAACGCCGGCAUCUCUACAGUGCUGGUACAGUGGGCUCCUUCAACCGGCGCUGUCUGUCCUGUAACUCAGACGGCUGUGGAUACGUGAGCAGCUCCUUCAGCCACGACAUGGCCUACUUCCUCCUCAACUGCAGAGGGCCUGAAGUUCCAUUUGUGGCCAUCUACAGCACCCAGGACACACAGAAACUGAUCGACAUCGAGCUGAACCUGAACCUCUGGAGAACCGUCAACUCCAUGCAGAUGCCCAUAGUGGAGUACAAGGACCAAACCAUCGAUGAUUACACUCUGUCCAUGAAGAUCCUGAAACCUGCCGGCUUUGAAGUUACAGCAAACUACCCUCUACUGCUGCUAGUGGAUGGUACUCCAGGUGGGCAGUCGGUCUCGGAGCAGUUCCAGGUGGACUGGGCCACGGUUCUGGUCAGCAGUUUCGGUGCUAUCGUGGUGCGUGUGGACGGGCGUGGCAGCGGGUUCCAGGGCACCAACUACCUCCACAAGGUUCAGCGCAGGCUGGGCAGGUGUGAGGAGGAGGACCUCCUUAAGGCCCUCAGCUAUAUAGCAGAUGCACCGUACAUCGACAAAACAAGGAUCGGAGCUUUUGGACAGGUGUACGGGGGAUACAUCACUAGUCUGCUCCUGAGCUCUGAAGAAUCUACACUGAAGUGUGGAGCUGUUCUCUCACCAAUCACUGACUUCGAGCUUUAUGCGUCUGCUUUUUCAGAGAGAUAUCUGGGCUCUCCUAAACCCGACAGACGAGCGUACGAGAUGACCAAUCUGGCGUACCGAGCGUCUCAGUUCAUGGACAGGAAGUUUUUGAUCAUUCAUCCGACUGCAGACGAAAAAGUACACUUUCAGCACACGGCCAAAUUCAUCUCCAAGCUAAUCAGCGAGAAAGCCAACUACACUCUACAGAUCUAUCCAGACGAAGGCCACUUUAUCCACAGCGAGGCGACACGGCAGCACCUCAGCCAGUCUCUUGUCAACUUCUUCGAGGAGUGCUUCAGACUACCGGAGUACUUGUUCGAGGAAGCUCUGGAGGAGGAGAAAGAAGAGGAGGGUUAGCCCCGCCCACUCCGGCACAUGGCACCCAAGCACAAAGCCAGCUCCCUUUUGCCACACGAUAUGCAACCAUCCCUUUUUCUUUUUUAGCCCUCCGGUUUGUUUGGAUUGAUUUGUUUUAGGGUCUUUUUUUCCCUCAAAGGUCAUCGUUUGUCCUCACUCUUGGCGCACCCGGCGUAACCCAUGACUGUCCGGUUCUGGUGGAUAUGUGCUUUUCGUUCACUUGCUGCUCCUCCUUUGAUGUUGGACAUGGAGCCCUUUUUUUUGUGUGUAUGGAGCUGCAGGACGGCGGACGUCUGGAGGGUCCAACUGGCUCAAACUGCCUUUUUUAACCAAGCAGGCCAGAGGUUUAGGGGUCUACAGACGAGGAAAUGAAAUUGUAAAAUGGAAAAAUGGAGAAUGAAGGUGGGUGGGUGGCUUCCUUUGGCUUGUCUGUCACUUUUGAUGGAUGUGAUGACAUCCAUGAUGGACCAUUGACGACUUGAUGACUUGUCAGCCCUUCUGCUUCAACAACCUUCAACAGAAGACUCAACGUAAGAAGGAGGGGAUUGCUGGUUGUUGGUUUUUACAGCACAACGUCUGCAGACUGAGCAUUCUGAGAGGAAGAAGACUCUUGGUGCUGACUGUGCGGAUGGUGCGAAUGGUGCUGAUGCCGCGAGAUGGUACAUACAUUGGGUGAUAAUAUAAUAUACGAUAAUAUAAGAUAAGAUGCUCUGUGUGGGUUUCGUGAAAGUUGGAAAGAUGGAGUUGUGGUUGUACUUAAAAAAGUAAAAAAACAACAACAGAAAAAUAAGAAAAAAGCUCAUGUCCGAUUGUGCUUGUGUCUGUCGUUCUGAUGUAAAGUAGCACACGAAGAAGAAGAAGAAAAAAAAAAAAAAUCAUCAUAAACAUCAUCGAAUCAUCAAUCUGGGUAUUAAUAAACUCGUUUUCAGUGUUCAUAUUUCAUAUUUUCAUUUUCCUAAACUUGGGAAAACCCUGUAGCCUCAAUUAUGUACUUAAAAAAAAAAACCAAUAAGAAAUCACGUUAACUUUAUUUAUUUAUUCGUUCACCCACACAGACCAUGACAGUUCUAGAAGACUGUUGAUUACACACAGAUCUCACACGGUUCUUUCAGCUCUUAAUUUUUUUAUUUUUGGGUGUGGUAGUCUCUCUCAGUGCUAAACCAAGCACACAAUCUAUAGUUUUAGUCACUGUGCCUUACUGUGGGAGCAAGGAGCCUCCUUAUAAAUACUCUACUCUAUAAGUCAUUAAAGGCUCAUCUGUAGAUCACCACUAGAUCUUCUUCUAAAUGCAUCAUCUGAGCACUGCAACUCUCGAAUGCCAACAUAUGCGUCAAAUGCUGUCGAAGACAUUCCAUUUAAACGCCAUUUUAAAGAAUAUGAAUCAAAUAUAAAUCAUGUCACACUGUGGAAUACUUUAAUUUAUUUAAGGAUUGUUUUUUUCCUAUUCCUAUUUUGUGCAUGUGUGAAUCUGAGUUUUUAUUUAUUUUUUUUAUUUUUCCUACCAAGGAGAAACAGACGAUGCAUUGCUGGUUCCAAUUAAGCAGUUAAGUGGACAGUAACAAAGGGAAUAUUAAAUAUUCAUUACUCUACUCAAAUAGGUUUUUUGUGCAUCUUUACUACAGUAUUUAUAAUUUUUUGGGUGAAAAUCUACUUUUUCUCUUAUUUGGCUCCAAAACUUUUGGCUGUGAUUGGCUUCAGUCAAAAAAGUAACAGCCUUUGCUUACGCCCAAUGGCUCUCUAUUCUGCACUAAAUCAAAUAUAAAUAUAAAAAAUAUAUAUAAAAAGACUACUUUAAUUUAACAAUUUAACAAUCAAGGAUCUUUUUUUUUCUAUUCCUAUUUUGUGCAUGUGUGAAUCUUUUUUUUUUUUUUUUUUU
This is a messenger RNA of Astyanax mexicanus (Mexican tetra), 4815 nucleotides long. RefSeq names its product dipeptidyl-peptidase 6a (gene dpp6a). Bases 540 to 2939 code for a protein of 799 amino acids. The record is from RefSeq and is a predicted model, not a curated record. Gene Ontology annotation, molecular function: serine-type peptidase activity; dipeptidyl-peptidase activity. The transcript has 27 exons. Gene Ontology annotation, biological process: proteolysis. NCBI's taxonomy places the organism in Eukaryota, Metazoa, Chordata, Actinopteri, Characiformes, Acestrorhamphidae.